GCUUAAAAAUUUCUGUGUCUUACACAGAAGAUAGAAAAAAUAGAGUGUCUCCAAUUGGAUGGAUUUUUAAAAAAAUUUGGUUAUUGUAAUGAAUUUAUUUUUUCUUAGAGCCGAGCUGAUUGUACUUUGGCCAACUAAUGGGUUAAUACUGUCAAGGGAAAUUAGCCCUGACUAAACAUUGCCGCUGGCUCAGGAAUGCACUAGGCUUGGGGCAGUAUAAAAACUCAGAGAAAUCAGUGUGUAGGAGACACAGAAAUCAGUGUCACUCAGUGACAGAAGCAACAAUAAUUGUGAAAAAUACUUCAGCAGUUAUGGACUCAUCUGUCAUUCAAAGGAAAAAAGUAGCUGUCAUUGGUGGUGGCUUGGUAGUAGGGAUGCGAGGGUGAGAAUUCCAGAGAAGAAAAAGACAAGGAAGAAGAAAACAAAUAAGAUAACUUCAGUUGAAGAGAAGCACUAUGAAAGAAAUGAAAACAGGGUUGGCUCAUUACAAGCAUGCUUUCUUGCAAAGAGGAAUUUCCAGAUUGAUGUAUAUGAAGCUAGGGAAGAUAGUCGAGUGGCUACCUUCACACGUGGAAGAAGCAUUAACUUAGCCCUUUCUCAUAGAGGACGACAAGCCUUGAAAGCUGUUGGCCUGGAAGAUCAGAUUGUAUCCCAAGGUAUUCCCAUGAGAGCAAGAAUGAUCCACUCUCUUUCAGGAAAAAAGUCUGCAAUUCCCUAUGGGACAAAUUCUCAGUAUAUUCUUUCUGUAAGCAGAGAAAAUCUAAACAAGGAUCUAUUGACUGCUGCUGAGAAAUACCCCAAUGUGAAAAUGCACUUUAACCACAGGCUGUUGAAAUGUAAUCCAGAGGAAGGAAUGAUCACAGUGCUUGGAUCUGACAAAGUUCCCAAAGAUGUCACUUGUGACCUCAUUGUAGGAUGUGAUGGAGCCUAUUCAACUGUCAGAUCUCACCUGAUGAAGAAACCUCGCUUUGAUUACAGUCAGCAGUACAUUCCUCAUGGGUACAUGGAGUUGACUAUUCCACCUAAGAAUGGAGAUUAUGCCAUGGAACCUAAUUAUCUGCAUAUUUGGCCUAGAAAUACCUUUAUGAUGAUUGCACUUCCUAACAUGGACAAAUCAUUCACAUGUACUUUGUUCAUGCCCUUUGAAGAGUUUGAAAAACUUCUAACCAGUAAUGACGUGGUAGAUUUCUUCCAGAAAUACUUUCCGGAUGCCAUCCCUCUAAUUGGAGAGAAACUCCUAGUGCAAGAUUUCUUCCUGUUGCCUGCCCAGCCCAUGAUAUCUGUAAAGUGCUCUUCAUUUCACUUGAAAUCUCACUGUGUACUGCUGGGAGAUGCAGCUCAUGCUAUAGUGCCGUUUUUUGGGCAAGGAAUGAAUGCGGGCUUUGAAGACUGCUUGGUGUUUGAUGAGUUAAUGGAUAAAUUCAGUAACGACCUUAGUUUGUGUCUUCCUGUGUUCUCAAGAUUGAGAAUCCCAGAUGAUCACGCGAUUUCAGACCUAUCCAUGUACAAUUACAUAGAGAUGCGAGCACACGUCAACUCAAGCUGGUUCAUUUUUCAGAAGAACAUGGAGAGAUUUCUUCAUGCGAUUAUGCCAUCGACCUUUAUCCCUCUCUAUACAAUGGUCACUUUUUCCAGGAUAAGAUACCAUGAGGCUGUGCAGCGUUGGCAUUGGCAAAAAAAGGUGAUAAACAAAGGACUCUUUUUCUUGGGAUCACUGAUAGCCAUCAGCAGUACCUACCUACUUAUACACUACAUGUCACCACGACCUUUCCUCCGCUUGAGAAGACCAUGGAACUGGAUAGCUCACUUCUGGAAUACAACAUGUUUCCCCGCAAAGGCCAUGGACUCCCUAGAACAAAUUUCCAAUCUCAUUAGCAGGCUGCUGAGUCACUGAGAAGUCCUUCAAACAUGAUUAAUUAUGAAGAUGAAACACUAGAGUCAUAUAAGAAAUAAAAAUUGGGCAAUAAAAUAAAA
Molecule: messenger RNA, 1974 nt
Organism: Pan troglodytes (chimpanzee)
Lineage: Eukaryota; Metazoa; Chordata; Mammalia; Primates; Hominidae
Gene: KMO
Product: kynurenine 3-monooxygenase
Exons: 17
Coding region: 665-1894 (409 amino acids)
Biological process (GO): quinolinate biosynthetic process; L-tryptophan catabolic process
Cellular component (GO): mitochondrial outer membrane
Molecular function (GO): kynurenine 3-monooxygenase activity; FAD binding
Source: RefSeq, a predicted model, not a curated record